Helianthus annuus (common sunflower) is the source of this 1650-nucleotide messenger RNA. RefSeq lists its product as uncharacterized. The coding region runs from base 35 to 712 and encodes 225 amino acids. The transcript is spliced from 3 exons. The record is from RefSeq and is a predicted model, not a curated record. Lineage: Eukaryota; Viridiplantae; Streptophyta; Magnoliopsida; Asterales; Asteraceae.
GAAUUGUUUUCUCUUUGUUUUAAAUUUUCAAGUCAUGGACUUGAACCAUGAUAAUGACGUUGUCAUGAAAACUAAGAAAAAGAAAAUAAGAUCAUUGUGGACAGAUGAUACUCAUAUGAUAUUUCUUGAGUUAUGCUUGAAUGAGGUUAGAGUUGGGAACAAGCCAACUGGUUACUUUAAUAAAUUUGGGUAUGAGAAUUUGGAAAAGUACAUGAAAAAGCGUACUGGGAAAACUUUCGACCACAAGCAAAUUAAAAAUCAUUGGGAAACUAUGAAGAAAGAAUGGAAGUUGUAUGAUCGUUUAAUGAGACUUGAAUCUGGAAUUGGGUGGGAUCCCGUGAGAAAGACGAUUGAUGCAUCGGAUGAAUGGUGGGAUGAAAAAAUAAAGGCACUAUCAUCGAGAAGCUCAAUAACUUCUGCAUUUGAGGACAAAUUUGAUAAUGUUAUGCAGGCACUAUCAUCGAGAAGCUCACAAUCGUUUCCACCACAAAACCCGUCACCUUCCACAAAAGAGUGCAUGGAUAUUGUGUUAACCUUUCCUGGUUUUGAAGAAGGUUCAAGGAAUUAUUGUCACGCACUAGACAUUUUCUUGAAAAAGCAAGCUCGUGAAAAUUUCAUGGUUCCAACAAGUGAUUCGGGAGAAACUAUUCAUAGGCAUUUUCAUCUUGUUUUAAACGCGGUACUUAAGUUAAUUAAAGACAUUAUUUCCUAGUGCAAAUUACAACGAAGAAGUACCAUCAGAAAUUAUAAAUUCUCGUUAUUACCCGAUGUUCAAGGAUUGCAUUGGAGCUAUCGAUGGGACACAUGUAAGGGCAUUUGUUCGAGAACACGAGCAACCAAAAUAUAUUGGUAGAAAAGGAUACGCGACGCAAAACAGAAUGGCGGCAUGUGAUUUUAACAUGUGCUUUACGUUUGCAUGGGCUGGAUGGGAGGGGACAACAUAUGAUACUAGAAUUGAAAAUGAAGCAUUGCGUAGGCCCGAAGUUAAUUUUCCACAUCCAAUAGGUGGUUAGUACCAUUCCACGUUUGCUUAAACCUUAUGUUUUGCUUAACUUUUUAUAUAAGUAAUACUAUUUAUUUUAUUCAUUAUAGAUAAAUCAGAGCCAGCUCUGGGCCCGGCAAACCCGUGCCGACGCCCGAGGCCCAAAAUUUCAAAGGGCCCGAAAAGUCUUUAUAAGCUUGUAUAUAUUUAUUAAAUUAUAUAUUUAGUAUAUUUAUCCGUUUAUUAUGCAAAAAAGUAUUGGUGGUGUAGUGGCAAAAACCAUCUCAAAAUAAUGCAAAGGUCUCAAUUUCAAGUCUUUCCUCUAUCACUAAGUUUUACCAGAUUUUCUUCGUGGAAAAACAAUUGCUAGUCGUGCUCCUAGAGGACCUAAAGAGAUAUUUAACUACCAUCAUUCAUCAUUGAGAAAUGUCAUUGAACGAACUUUUGGAGUAUGGAAGGCUAGAUGGGAGAUAUUACAACAUAUGCACGUCAAUUACACCUACAAGACACAAGUGAAGAUCGUGCUAGCAUCUAUAGCAAUUCAUAAUUAUAUUAGAAAAAAAGAUACAUGUGAUGAAGGAUUUACCAGGGCGCAACAAGAAUCUUACACUCCAAAUAAUGGUCGAGGAUCUAAUGACAUUAAUGAAGUAAAUGAAGACACAAGUACA